UUUUAAGCAUAAAAAAUUCAUUUCUCGAGAAGAAAAAAAUACAUAAGGUUCAACUAAAUUUGCAAGAAAUGUGAAUUUGAUAAAAUAGAAGAAUUUGAAAAUAUUGAAACGAGUGGUUAAGAGCGUUAAUUAGUGAUUUGUAUUAGAGCUAUUAUUACAGAGGGAAACCUUAUCGUUCAUAAAUUGGUGUGUUGAAGAAGACGAAGUUGAUACUCAUAUUCAGUCCCUCAUUCAACAUGUCAAUGAUGUCGACGACUUCAACCAUUAAUCAUGCAAUGUCAAUCAGAAGAAGCAACAACAACAACAAUGCUUUCUCUCCGUUUCGAAUGAUUAAUUGCUCCAAUUCAAAUCCAAAUAACCGUUCUGUUGCUGGCGGUGGCUUCGGAGAUAAGACCAACAAACCUAACAAAAAGGGUUCGCAAUCGCGGCGAAACCCAAGGGAAUCAUCAACUAAACAAUCUCAGGCACCGCGUUUAACUUCAAAAGUUGAUGGCAAAUCCAGAAGCAUUUCUUCGGACAUUGAUUUUGAAGAACGCCUAAAAGCAGUUAGAAGGUCAGCACUAGAGAAAAAGAAGGCAGAAGAGAAAAAAGAAUUUGGAGCUAUUGAUUAUGACACACCUAUUUCUUCAGACAACAAGACAAUUGGUUUUGGUACCAAGGUUGGAAUAGGUGUAGCUGUUGCUGUCUUUGGUCUGGUUUUUGCUUUAGGAGAUUUUCUUCCAUCUGGAAGUCCCAACGAAGACACUGCUGUGGUCAAUGAUAAGUUGUCAGAGAAGGAUAAAGCUGCUCUUCAGAGUAGGCUUAAGGAAUUUGAAGCGACAUUAAGUAACUCCCCAAGAGAUCCAGCAGCUAUCGAAGGUGCUGCAGUAACAUUGGCAGAACUAGGGGAAUAUUCAAAAGCUGCUUCUCUACUCGAUGAUUUGACGAAGGAAAAACCAAAUGAUGCUGAUGCUUUUCGUUUGCUUGGAGAAGUUAAGUAUGAACUUAAAGAUUAUGAUGGGAGUGUUGCUGCAUAUAAAAGUUCGGCAAAGGUAUCUGAAGAUGUCAAUUUUGAAGUUCUGCGUGGCCUUACCAAUUCAUUACUUGCUGCUAAGAAGCCAGAUGAGGCUGUUCAAUUACUUUUGGCUUGUCGCGACCGCCUGAGCUCAAAAGACUUGAGCAACAAAGCUGAUAGCAGCCCAACAGACUCACAGAAGCUGGAUCCAGUUCAAGUUGAAUUACUUCUAGGGAAAGCCUAUUCAGACUGGGGCCAUGUUGGUGAUGCUAUAGCUGUUUACAAUCAACUCAUAUCUACUCAUCCUGAUGACUUCCGUGGAUACUUAGCUAAGGGAAUCAUCUUAAAAGAAAGCAAAAACAUUGGAGAUGCAGAGAGGAUGUUCAUACAAGCUAGGUUCUUUGCACCAGAUAAAGCUAAAGCACUUGUGGACCGUUAUUCAAGAUAAUAGUUUACUUUAUAUUGAUACUGAUUACAUCAUGGUAUGCUUUGUAUAAUAGAAACAUCAGAGCUUUAACUAUGUAAUAUAAAAUUAAAAGUAAGGAUCACUUUCGUGAAAAAAAUUUGUUUGUUUUUAA
Molecule: messenger RNA, 1572 nt
Organism: Lathyrus oleraceus (garden pea)
Lineage: Eukaryota; Viridiplantae; Streptophyta; Magnoliopsida; Fabales; Fabaceae
Exons: 13
Coding region: 237-1442 (401 amino acids)
Cellular component (GO): chloroplast thylakoid membrane
Molecular function (GO): protein binding
Source: RefSeq, a predicted model, not a curated record